This is a messenger RNA of Mucor velutinosus, 321 nucleotides long. RefSeq lists its product as uncharacterized. The record is from RefSeq and is a predicted model, not a curated record. Lineage: Eukaryota; Fungi; Mucoromycota; Mucoromycetes; Mucorales; Mucoraceae. Bases 1 to 321 code for a protein of 106 amino acids. The transcript is spliced from 2 exons.
AUGUACGCCAAAACUGCUGUUACCGAGGUCACCAAGGCCUAUCGCUCUACCUAUGUCACCUCAUUGUUAUCUAACUCCAUCACUAAUACCGCUACCGUCAGAACAAUGUCUGCUUUCUCUCACAUGUCUGACAACGAUCCCGAAGUUCUCGAAAAAGAAAAGCACAAAGAAUUAAGCAAGAAGGAUAAGGAAUGGAACGAAAAGUUGGCAUCUCAUAGCGAAGCAGCUGUCAAGGCUGACAAGGAACAUGACAGGCCAAUUAAGAAUUUGCAAGAUGAAACUAUUGAACAUCUUGAUAAGAAGGACAAAGAAGACAAAUAA